Panicum hallii is the source of this 537-nucleotide messenger RNA. Its product is annotated as E3 ubiquitin-protein ligase RING1-like. Gene Ontology annotation, molecular function: ubiquitin protein ligase activity. The record is from RefSeq and is a predicted model, not a curated record. Gene Ontology annotation, cellular component: cytoplasm. The transcript has a single exon. NCBI's taxonomy places the organism in Eukaryota, Viridiplantae, Streptophyta, Magnoliopsida, Poales, Poaceae. Gene Ontology annotation, biological process: protein ubiquitination. The coding region runs from base 1 to 537 and encodes 178 amino acids.
AUGCUUGUGCGGUUCGGCAGCCAUGGAGCACGCACUGUCCAUGGCCACCGGCAGGAGCUUGGGCGUGGCGGCACACGCCGCCGCCUGGUCUGGCUGCGGCCCCGGUUGCACGAAUCGACGGAGCUCUUCGACCAACGGAGUGACGACCGCGACCUCGUCGAGCAGAUCGUUCACCGCCAGGUCCAUGAGGCGAUGAUGCUGCAUCUCCUGGCACGGGCGCUGGGGCUCGACAUCGAAACUAUUAUUGCCUGUCUCCAAGAAGGAGCGAACGGCGGCGGCGGGUUCGGUGCGGUCCCCGCGUCCGCCGCGGCCGUGGCCGCCCUAGAGAAGCAUACGUUUCACGCCACGGAAGGGUGCGGCGGCGAGUCGGAGUGCGCAAUCUGCUUCGAGGACUUUGAGGAUGGCGAGGAGGUCAGCGUGAUGCCGUGCGCACACGGGCACGAGUACCACACGACCUGCAUCACCAAGUCGCUGGGGCGCAGCAACAUGUGCUCUCUCUGCCGCCAUGAACUGCCCACAGGCGUGGAUGGCCACUGA